GGUAUCUAGGGGAGCGGUUUCCGACGCACGCGCAGUUCAGCGUCUAAAGGACUUGGGGGGGGGGGGCCUGGGGGGUAACCCCGUGUCUAGAGCCACCGAAAUCCGCUGGACCCCCAGGGCCUGUGACGGUGCCGCGCGGUGGUGGUUCCAUACAGGUCCGGCCCGGCCCAGCCCAGCGAGCCGGCCGCUCUUUGCAUCCUACUGGGCUGAAUGAUGGCAUCUAGGCGAGUCACAAGGGAAACUUUUGAUGCUGUAAUACAAGAAAAGGUUAAGAGAUACAGCAUGGACCAUAGUGAUGCUAUAGAAGACACUCUCCAUCAGUUUAAGUCUCAAGGUCACUCAAGGUCAGUUCCAAGAUCAAGAGCAGACAGAUAUGAAGACAGUUUCCACGAUGAUGGAAGAUACAUUCAUGAUCCAGUCCAUCCUCGUGACACUUGGAGAGAAGACUUAAGGGAUGAUGUAUUUCCUGGACCUUCCUUUAGAUCCAAUAGUCCUCACAUAAGUGAAGAAAACUACUAUCAGGCAGAUUUUGGCCGGGAUCGGGACUUUUCUUGUGCAGACUCUCGGGACAGGGACUUCAGCCGGGUUAGCUCCAGAGACCGGGACUUUGGCCCUCGGGACUUCAGUCAUUUUGGUUCUCAAGAUCCGGAGUUUAGCCACUCUGAGUCUUGGGAGCAUGACUUUGUCCACCCAAGUUCCCAUGAACCUUCUUGGUCUCAUGAGAGUGACUUUGGUCCUGAGAUUUUGGGUGACUUUCGCUCACCUGGUCUUAUGGAGGAAGAGUAUGUGGACGUGGACAGUCAGGAGUAUGACUUGGAUGAGGCAGAUUAUGAAUUCCAACAGCCAGUGCCCAGGGGCAGGGGCAGGGUGCGCAGCAGAGCCCGAGGCAGCCGGGGUGCUGUUGGCGCUACUGACCGAGGUGCCAUUCUUCAGAGUAAGCGGGUGACAAGAGGUGCACUUAAAACCAAAGUCAUUAAAGCAGAUAUCAGGAAAAUUCCCGCAGCAAGAAAAGUGAAUACUAAAAAACUGCCCCCUAUGGUUCCCUAUCGAAUUAUUCCAAAAACUCGAGGUACUAAUCGAAUUAGGAAAACUAUUCUGAGGCCCGAUCUGAGUCCCGGGGUUACCCAAAGGACCGAAAAUGUCCAGCGUCCUGUGCGAAAGACUCCUUUGCGGCCCAAUCAGAAGACUAGUCGGCUGCCUAGAGGAGAAGUCAGUUUUGACCUAGUUGACAAAUCAGACAUUUUUUCAACAUUUGGGAUAGAGAUAAUCAAAUGGGCUGGAUUUCACAAGAUAAAAAAUGAUAUGGAGUUUUCACAGCUGUUUGCAGCUCUCUUUGAGCUAGAAACUGAAACCUGUGCAAAGAUGCUGGCCUCCUUCAAAUGUUCUCUGAAACCAGAACACAGAGACUUCUGCUUCUUUACCAUAAAGUGUUUGAAGCACUCUGCUUUGAAAACCCCCAAAGUUGACAAUGAGUUCUUGAACAUGCUCUUAGACAAAGGUGCUGUGAAAACCAAGAAUUGUUUCUUUGAGAUCAUAAAGCCAUUUGACAAGUACAUGAUGAGACUCCAAGACCGGCUUCUAAAAAGUGUCACUCCGCUGCUCAUGGCUUGCAAUGCCUAUGAGCUAAGUAUUAAGAUGAAGGGUUUUAGUAACCCUGCAGAAGUGGCAGGGGCCUUGGAGACAACUAAUUCCCUAUGUCGUAAAUCGUUGGCACUUUUGGGCCAAACAUUUUCCUUAGCUUCCACAUUCCGACAAGAAAAAAUAUUGGAAGCUGUUGGCCUCCAAGAAGUUGCUCCAAUUCCAGCAGCCUUCCCUAAUUUUGAUGACUCAACUUUGUUUGGGAGAGAAUAUAUAGAGCAUCUAAAAGUCUGGCUAGAGAAAAGUGGCCAUCCCAUCCAAAUGAAGAAGGCAGAUACCGUGUCCACAGAAGAGGUGGCAAGUGUUUUCUCUCCAAAUUCAGAUAGGAUAGCUGAGGCCCUAGGUGGAGUUCCUCAGCGAGCAGACAGAAAGGUUGUUGAGACAAUUGAAAAAUUUGUGAAGAGCAUAAUUGAAGGCAACUUGUCCCCAAAAGAAAGAGCAACACUAAAGAAGAACCCUACUUAUUGGUUCUUAUCUGAUGAGGAUAGUCUAGAGUAUAAAUAUUAUAAGCUGAAGUUGGCAGAGAUGCAGAGGAUAAAGAAGAUUAAAAAAGAUGAAGAACACCGGCCAACUUCAGAGGAAUGUGCCGUGAGAGCAAUGCUGUAUGCAAGGAAGGUCCAGAGCCUAAAGAAGAGAUUGAUUCCCCGGAAGAGGCUCGGGCUCCUCUCCUCUUUGGGGCUCAGUGGCUGGAAGAUGAGAAAAUCGACCGUGGGGACACAGACCCUUCUUUCAGCAGGGACCAUGCUGAAGCACCAGGUCAAACAUGCCCAUGGCAGGUUCCAAGCAAAACCUUCUGUGCCUGACAUAAACUGCCCUGAGAAGAGCUUGCUGUCAGAGGAACCUGGACCUCUUCCCUAUGACCCCAACCCAGGACUUUUGACCUGCCCUCCAGGAGCAACUGCAACUGAGGCCUCUCCUGCCUUGCCUGAGCCACCCCAGACUCCCCCACCUUCCCAGUUUGCCAAUGUUGAUGCUAAGACAAUGGACACUGCUGAGAAACUAGCUAAAUUUGUUGCUCAGGUGGGACCAGAAAUUGAACAAUUUAGUAUAGAAAACAGCGCAGACAAUCCAGAUCUGUGGUUUCUACAUGACCAAAAUAGUCCUGCCUUCAAGUUUUAUAGAAUGAAAGUGUAUGAAUUAUGCCCUUCCAUUAAUUUCACAAAAACCCCACUAAACCUCAAAGCAGGAGAGGGUCUGAAAUCAGGGAAGGCUUCAGAUCAUGGGGAAGAAGAGGAGCCAGAGGAAGAGGAGCUUGAGGGAGAUCAUUCUCAACAGGAGACUGAACUAGAGUUAGAAUUGGGGCCUGAGGAAGAAGGUACAGAAGAUGGCACCUCAGCUCAAGAAAUGUCCUCUAGAAUUGGAGAAGAAACUGGUAGAGCAUCUCAUUCAGAGGGGAUCCCCUCCGAGGAGGCACAGAACACAGGAGCGGAGGGCAAUGGUGCCAGUUUAGCAGCUCUGUCACAGUCCUCUGCUUCGAGUGCCUGUUUCCCUCGAAAGAGAAUCAGCAGCAAAUCAUUAAAAGUUGGCAUGAUCCCGGCUCCCAAGAGGGUGUGUCUUAUAGAGGAACCUAAAGUUCAUGAACCUGUGCGAAUUGCUUAUGACAGGCCCCGGGGACGCCCUGUGUCCAAGAAGAAGAAACACAAAGACUUGGAAUUUGCUCAGCAGAAACUGACUGACAGGAAUGUGGGUUUUCAAAUGCUUCAGAAGAUGGGCUGGAAGGAGGGAUGUGGCCUGGGCUCACGUGGGAAAGGAGUUAAGGAGCCUGUAAAAGUGGGAACUACCUCUGAAGGGGAGGGCUUGGGUGUUGAAGGGGAAGAAAAUAAUGAAGAUACAUUUGAUGUUUUCCGUCAAAGAAUGAUACAAAUGUACAGGCAGAAACGAGCAAGUAAAUAGGUUUGCAGAAGAAAUGUGUUACAGGCUGAAAACGCUGAUAUUUUACAAAGCUGCUGCCCACAGGCUUUCUGGUGAUUUUUAAUUCACUUCGGCAAUGUGCAAAGGGAUUUUCUUUGGCACAGUGAACUCAGAAGUUAAUGUUACCCACCUACUAGUUUGCCAAGCUUCAGGAUUAGCCUUGCACUUGCUGCAUAGGCUGACAGUCUGGGUGGCAGCUUACCUGGAAGAGACUCCUUUUGAUUUGCAGAAUUCAUUCCGUCGCUUUGCCAAGGUUUGGUCUCACCGAUGAAGAAAGCCUGCGUCAAAGCCCAUAUAGGAAAUUCAGUAGUCAGAAGAAGAACAUUCCAAACAUUUUCCUUGUCCAAGUUUAAUUAGUGCUGACAUUUUCCCCCAUUUCAUUUUCCUAUUCUUUUUCAGAUGCCUCCUUUUUCUCUACUUUUUCCCCAGCCAGACUUUGAACAAAACAGUUGUCUUCAAGGAACAACCGAACAACAUUGAUUAAAGAUAUAGCCCUAAAGUGGUUAAUCUUGAAAUCUUUUUUUGCUGACCUGCAUUAUCAGCAAAGCCAGUACAUCUAUAUUGGAUGAGCAUAGUGAAUGAAUAUACAUGAAAGAAAUUUCUGUCUUUGGUGCAAAGAUUGUUUUUUUCUUUUUUGGGGGAAAACCCCUAAAUUUCCAGAAUCUUUUGCACUUGCUUUUUAACCUUUGUUUUAAGCACUUGUAACCACAAGUCUUUUUAUAGUUUCCUUUUUUGCUCCUCGUGGAAACAGAAAUGAACCAAGCCAGUUUCAUGUUGUCCUAACAGAAGGUAGCACUAAAAUAAAAUUUAAAAUAUCGAAGAGCCCAAUUCUCAGAUUUCCUAUCCUGUGGGCUAAAUAUAUAUAGUUGUUUCUGAUAUGAUUGAACAUCGAUUGGCCUCCAGAAGCUCUGUCAGUAAACCUCUCCUUUGCUUAUGAGACAAAUGUAAGCCAGGAAUGAUUACAAAUUACACUUUCUAAUUGCCUUUCUGAAUUUCAGUAGAAGGCAAACUAGAAUGCCCAAGUGAGUCCACUGGAGAAUGUCUGGAGGUUCUUCAGAAGACAUGGAAGUCUUUGGACUUGACAAAUGUGUUUACCUGUGGGCAAGUCUUGUAACCUUUCAGUGUAUCUUAGAUCUAGUAAGGUUCUUCAUUAGUCUUAGAUACCUGUGUUCAGUGGGGAACAGUCCAUUAGACUGUUUAACUUCCUUCUCCCCAGUUGGCAAGGGUCCUAAGAAUUCAGUCAGAUUGUGCCACGGUUGUUAAAAAGAAAUAAAAACCAUACACUUUUAUGUUCUGCCCAUUGCCUUUUCUGUGAUGUAUUUUGAAAACUAGUAAAGACUCUUCCCUUUUUUGCAUGUGUAGCAAUGGGUAAAGGAUUAUUUUAUUACAGUCCUUGUGAGGGAAAGGGGAAAAAAAUCCCAAUCCUAUUUUAGGCUUUCCAGUACAUCUGUUUCUUAUUUAAAAGACUACAACUACAGUCUUAAUCCAUCUAUCACCAUACUUCUUGUACCUACAUGCGGAAUUCCUAAGCUACCAGAAAUUAAGUCUUUGAUGAUAAAGUGUCAGCGCUGAAGUUUUAAACAAGUGUUAAAAUGCAAGACAACUUGGGAUCCUCUUCAGUAAAUUAUUACAGCUGUCCCGCUUAUUCAGCUGGAAAGCUAGAGGACAGAGAGCAAUUGCUUCUCCUUGGAGAGUUACAGAAAAGAGAUAACUGUCUUCAUUUUGGGGUCGUUAAGGAAUCAUUGCUUCUCCAAAGCAAAAGACAAAAACACCUUCUAGCUGUUAUGACCAGAUUUCUUUUAUUGCCUUGACCACCAGUAACACCACUAACCCAGCCCCCCAGAAAUGUAAUACCACAAUAUUUUACCAAGCUGGACCCUCUUUUCCAGAUGUUCUCUUGAAAUCGAUCCAAAUGCCAAAGCAACGUGUUCUGUACCACUUGUUCGGCCAACCGGCAGAUAUCUUUGCCUUUUGACACAGAGAAGUUUCAAGUGUCAAGACUGGUGUGUAUUGAUUCAAGACCUAAAGACAAUUCUUACUUUUCCUUUGUGAUUUGGUUUGGAGAUGCUGAAGAGUUUGGCCUAAGGAAUGAAUGAAUAAAUGUGCAUCGUUCAGUAAAAUUUAAUAAAACAUGUAGCUGCAUAGCUACGUUAUAUUCAACAUAGGCUUCCUUAGGAAAUCUGGGGACAGCAAGAAUUUAUGUGGCUUUUUCUAGACCCUUACUACAGAGGUGCAUUCCCUGCACCUUUUUCUUAAUUGGCCAUUGUGUUGACUAAUUGAAUUAAUAAUGGUCUUUUAGAAUUGGAUGUUCAUCCAUUGUGGUCAGUUUUCAAAUGUGACUUUAUGGAAGCAAUGUGAUUGGUCUCUGAAGACAUUUUUCGUAUUCCCUCAAUAUGAGUGUAGCUCUUUCUUUGCAGCUCAUCCACAAGAGCCUUUGAUGCUAUUGUUGCCACUUCACCUCUUCUUCCAUAUUGACUUUCUGGAAGCCCGUUCAUUCUUUCAACUAGUUAAAGUUCUGUUUACAGUUAGGAGAGUGUAAUGCAGAGUGUGACCUCCCACAUUGGGGCAGUCCCACUUUCUCAGCCACCUGGUCCCUAGUCAUUAUUCUGGGAAUGUUUUGGUUGGAACUGAGACUGCUGGUCCAAUAUCAUUUUGGCGUAUGUGAAAAAGACUCAGGUUAUAUUCUGUCCUGAUUGCAGUUCAUUGGAAAGCAAUUUGUUGGAGUAUAACCUACUCUUGGAAAGAAAUGUGAAAUGGUUCUUGAGGGAGUCUUAAACUGCUGACAUGGAUAACGGUAGUUAUCUGUUAACUGGAGUCGGCCUUUCUUGUACCAAACUUCUGUUUGGGUCGAGAUGCCCAGCGAGCAGCACUGGUGCUAAGAUUCUAGUGUGGCUCCCCGGUGGGUUCCCCCAUAUUCCCCGGCCUGCUCUGCCCUGCUUUUGCAGGCUCAAUUGAAAAUGCAGUACAUAUGAUGUUGCACAAAUACACUACUUUGUUAAAGUUACUAGUUUCUUUUCUGUUAUUUUAGUUUCCAGGGUGUCUUCGUGAAGACUACAAGCAUCAAUGAAAAUUUUAACUUACUUCCAUGUUGUGUUUACUGUAUCUUGGUUUGUUUUUAUCCUGGGUAAUCUUGUAGUGAAUUUUUACAUGUUCCAUGUAAAUUGACAAUGCUAAAGCUUAGAAGAUGCUUGUGAUGAUGGAAGUUUGUUUUUCUUUUUUUUUUUAAGUUGUGAACAUUGUUAACCUUUUAGCAGCUAUAAUAAAUGUAGA
Molecule: messenger RNA, 6819 nt
Organism: Dromiciops gliroides (monito del monte)
Lineage: Eukaryota; Metazoa; Chordata; Mammalia; Microbiotheria; Microbiotheriidae
Gene: SUGP2
Product: SURP and G-patch domain containing 2
Exons: 11
Coding region: 211-3531 (1106 amino acids)
Biological process (GO): RNA processing
Cellular component (GO): nucleoplasm
Molecular function (GO): RNA binding
Source: RefSeq, a predicted model, not a curated record